GCACAUAAAUAGCUCCAUGCAUCAACGGAAAACCUCAUUCUCAGUUUGGAAGGCAUCCUGAUCUGCUGUUCUCAAGCGUGAGUGAAAAACCUGCGUUCACAGAUUUUAAAUCAGUUUUAUUAACUUAUUGCUACUUGAAAAGUUCAACUCAAAAUGCGUGAAUGUAUUUCUGUACACGUUGGCCAAGCUGGUGUCCAGAUUGGCAACGCCUGCUGGGAGCUGUACUGCCUGGAACAUGGAAUUCAACCCGACGGACAAAUGCCAUCGGACAAAACUAUUGGAGGAGGCGAUGAUUCAUUCAACACCUUCUUUAGUGAAACUGGCGCCGGCAAGCACGUGCCGCGUGCCGUUUUCGUCGAUUUGGAACCGACUGUAGUGGAUGAAGUUCGCACUGGAACCUAUCGGCAGUUAUUCCAUCCGGAGCAAUUGAUCACCGGAAAGGAAGAUGCUGCUAACAACUACGCUCGUGGUCAUUAUACCAUCGGAAAGGAAAUUGUGGAUUUGGUCCUGGAUCGCAUCCGCAAGCUAGCUGAUCAGUGCACCGGUCUACAAGGAUUCCUAAUCUUCCACUCAUUCGGUGGUGGUACUGGAUCCGGUUUCACUUCGUUGUUGAUGGAACGUCUGUCUGUUGACUAUGGCAAAAAAUCUAAACUUGAAUUUGCAAUUUAUCCGGCUCCUCAAGUUUCCACCGCUGUCGUCGAACCAUACAACUCCAUUUUGACUACCCACACUACCUUGGAACACUCGGAUUGUGCAUUCAUGGUUGACAACGAAGCAAUUUACGAUAUUUGCCGCCGCAACUUGGACAUUGAGCGACCAACUUACACAAACUUGAAUCGACUGAUUGGUCAGAUUGUUUCUUCAAUCACCGCUUCGUUGCGUUUCGAUGGAGCUCUGAAUGUAGAUCUGACCGAGUUCCAAACCAACUUGGUACCAUACCCACGUAUCCAUUUCCCGCUGGUCACCUACGCUCCGGUUAUCUCAGCAGAAAAGGCUUACCAUGAGCAACUCUCGGUAGCUGAGAUCACGAACGCAUGUUUCGAGCCAGCUAACCAGAUGGUUAAAUGUGACCCACGUCACGGUAAAUAUAUGGCUUGUUGUAUGCUAUACCGUGGUGAUGUUGUCCCUAAGGAUGUCAACGCCGCUAUUGCCACCAUCAAAACUAAGCGCACCAUCCAAUUUGUUGACUGGUGCCCAACGGGUUUCAAAGUCGGCAUUAACUACCAACCCCCAACCGUUGUUCCAGGUGGUGAUCUGGCCAAGGUGCAACGUGCCGUGUGCAUGUUGUCCAACACCACGGCAAUUGCCGAAGCCUGGGCUCGUUUGGAUCAUAAGUUUGAUCUGAUGUACGCCAAGCGUGCCUUUGUCCACUGGUAUGUCGGUGAAGGUAUGGAGGAAGGCGAGUUUUCGGAAGCACGUGAAGAUUUGGCCGCUCUUGAGAAGGAUUAUGAGGAAGUUGGCAUGGACUCUGGUGAAGGUGAGGGCGAAGGAGCUGAGGAAUAUUAAAUUGCGCAGUUUCGCACAAACACGAAAAUUACUGCUCCAUGGCAGAAUUCCAAAUUUCAAGAAAUAAAAUCAACGCAUAAAUUAAUGA
Molecule: messenger RNA, 1594 nt
Organism: Wyeomyia smithii (pitcher-plant mosquito)
Lineage: Eukaryota; Metazoa; Arthropoda; Insecta; Diptera; Culicidae
Product: tubulin alpha-1 chain
Exons: 2
Coding region: 154-1506 (450 amino acids)
Biological process (GO): microtubule cytoskeleton organization; mitotic cell cycle
Cellular component (GO): microtubule; cytoplasm
Molecular function (GO): structural constituent of cytoskeleton; GTP binding
Source: RefSeq, a predicted model, not a curated record